GCCCAGCUGGGAUAUAAGCGAGUCACUCGGAGCCAGCGGGGAGCUGCCGCGACAGCUGGCCGGGUGGCGUGGGGACAUCGCGCCGCGACCUGAGCCGUGCCCUUCGCCUCCACUCCGCACCCCGAUGGCGACGCCUUCGCAAAAAAGGAGCACCCGCAGCGGGGCUUCGGGGACCCCCCUGUCCCCCACCCGCAUCACGCGGCUGCAGGAGAAGGAGGAUCUGCAGGAGCUCAAUGACCGCCUGGCCGUGUACAUCGACAAGGUGCGCUCGCUGGAGCUGGAGAACGCCGGCCUGAGGCUCCGCAUCACCGAGUCCGAGGAGGUGGUGAGCCGGGAGGUGUCGGGCAUCAAGGCUGCCUACGAGUCGGAACUGGCGGAUGCCCGCAAGACCUUGGAUUCGGUGGCCAAGGAGAGGGCUCGGCUGCAGCUGGAGCUCAGCAAAGUGCGGGAGGAGCACAAGGAGCUGAAAGCGCGGAAUGCCAAGAAGGAAGGGGACCUGCUGACUGCCCAGGCACGCCUGAAGGACGUGGAGGCUUUGCUUAACUCCAAGGAGGCCGCGCUCUCCACGGCCCUGGGUGAGAAGAGGAACCUGGAAAAUGAAGUGCGGGACCUGAGGGGACAAGUGGCCAAGCUGGAAAGCGCCCUGGGUGAAGCCAAGAAGCAGCUGCAGGAUGAGAUGCUGCGGCGCGUGGAUGCCGAGAACCGACUGCAGACCCUCAAGGAGGAGCUGGAAUUCCAGAAGAACAUCUACAGCGAGGAGCUGCGUGAGACCAAGCGGCGCCACGAGACGCGGCUGGUGGAGAUCGACAACGGGCGGCAGCGCGAGUUUGAGAGCAAACUCUCCGAGGCCCUGCAGGAGCUGCGCAGCCAGCACGAGGCCCAGAUCAGGCUGUACAAGGAGGAACUGGAGAAAACCUACGGGGCGAAGCUGGAGAAUGCCAAGCAGUCAGCUGAGAGGAACAGCAACAUGGUGGGUGCUGCCCACGAGGAGCUGCAGCAGACCCGAAUCCGCAUUGACAACCUCUCCUCAGAAGUCAGCCAGCUGCAGAAGCAGCUGGCUGCCAAGGAGGCGAAGCUGCACGACCUGGAGGACAUCCUGGCCAGGGAACGCGAGACCAACCGGCGCCUGCUGUCCGACAAGGAGCGGGAGAUGGCCGAGAUGAGGGCGCGCAUGCAGCAGCAGCUGGAUGAGUACCAGGAGCUGCUGGACAUCAAGCUGGCCCUGGAUAUGGAGAUCAACGCCUACCGCAAGCUGCUGGAGGGCGAGGAGGAGCGGCUGAGGCUGUCCCCCAGCCCUUCAUCCCACAAAGGUGCCUCCCGAAGCCACCUGUCCACCUCGAGCUCCUCCAAGAAGAGGAAGCUGGAGGACAGCGAGAGCCGGACCAGCUUCUCCCACCAUGCCCGGACCAGCGGCCGUGUUGGCGUGGAGGAGGUGGACCUGGAGGGCAAGUUUGUCCGUCUCAGGAACAAGUCCAACGAGGACCAGGCCAUGGGGAACUGGCAGAUCAAGAGGCAGAAUGGGGAUGAUCCCCCCCUCACCUACCGCUUCCCCCCGAAGUUCACCCUCAAGGCUGGCCAGGUGGUCACGAUCUGGGCCUCGGGAGCUGGAGCAACCCACAGCCCCCCCAGCAACUUGGUGUGGAAAGCCCAGAGCAGCUGGGGCUCCGGGGACAGCCUGCGCACCGCCCUCAUCAACUCCAACGGGGAGGAGGUGGCCAUGAGGAAACUGGUGCGCACAGUGAUCAUCAAUGACGAUGAGGAUGAGGAUGAUGAUGAAAUGAGCAUCCACCACCGCCACCACCACGGCUGCAGUGGCUCUGGGGACCCCGGCGAGUACAACCUGCGCUCCCGCACCGUGGUGUGUGGCACGUGUGGCCAGCCGGCCGACAAGUCGGGCUCCCAGAACGCCGGCAUCACCUCCAUGUCCUCGGGCUCGUCCAGCUCCAGCGUCACUGUCACCCGCAGCUACCGCAGCAUGGGCGACUCGGGCAUCGGCCUUGGGGACAGCCUGGUGACCAGGAACUACCUCCUGGGCAGCUCCAGCCCCCGCAGACAGGCUCAGGCUGUGCAGAACUGCAGCAUCAUGUAAUUCCAUGGCGCAUUCCUGUGGUUCCUGCCUGUCUCCAGUUAGGUUUGUUUUUUUUUCCCAAAGCAAAGAAAUUUUUUUUCCCUUUAAAAAAACAAGAUAUCAAAAACCAAGGUUGUUUUUUUUUUGUUUUGUUUUCUAUAGCAGGAAUUUUAUAUAUAUAUAUAUUAAAAGUGCUAAAAGAUGCUU
Messenger RNA from Zonotrichia leucophrys gambelii, 2275 nucleotides. It is a transcript of the gene LMNA, whose product is annotated as lamin A/C. Gene Ontology annotation, molecular function: structural constituent of cytoskeleton. The record is from RefSeq and is a predicted model, not a curated record. Lineage: Eukaryota; Metazoa; Chordata; Aves; Passeriformes; Passerellidae. Gene Ontology annotation, biological process: heterochromatin formation; nuclear migration; protein localization to nuclear envelope. The coding region runs from base 125 to 2089 and encodes 654 amino acids. The transcript has 12 exons. Gene Ontology annotation, cellular component: nuclear envelope; nuclear lamina.